AAAUCACCAAUUAAUCGUGGUGGGGUGUGCUAAAAAUUCAAUCUUUUUGUAUUCAAAGUCUUCUUUCUUGAUGCCCACCUAUACAUACAUGUUCUAUACAUACCCUUUUGCACCUGCCCCUCUUUUUAACCGAUUUAAACGCCCCCUCCACCUUCUUUGCCUCUGUGUUUACAGGUUACAUCAAUUUUGCAGUCAAGAAGGCGUCUUUGUCAUUGAUUUCAAAGACUGUCCUUUUUACUCUUAAAAUUAGCAUUUAUUCUGCAAAUGCUAAAUUUUAAUAGGUCUAGAAGUCAGGCAAGAACUAACAGAUCCAUGUCUUUAGGAGGCAUGGAUUUCGUGGAUCCGAAGAAGAAAAGCAGUUAUGUAGGAAAAAUUCUUUUGGCCGCCUCCUUAACAGCAUUUUGCAUUCUCGUGCUCAAACAAUCUCCAACUUUUAACACUCCAAGCGCGUUCUCGCGUCAUGAACCAGGGAUUACACACGUUCUAGUAACAGGAGGAGCUGGUUAUAUUGGUUCUCAUGCUGUUCUGCGGCUUUUGAAAGAUUCUUAUCGCGUGACUAUAGUGGACAAUCUCUCUCGUGGAAAUCUUGGCGCUGUCAAAGUUCUACAAGGACUGUUCCCUGAACCUAACAGACUUCAAUUUAUAUAUGCUGACCUGGGGGAUGCGAAAGCUGUGAACAAAAUAUUUUCAGAAAACGCUUUUGAUGCUGUGAUGCAUUUUGCAGCUGUGGCAUAUGUUGGAGAGAGUACCCUUGAUCCUUUGAGGUACUAUCACAAUAUCACAUCAAAUACCCUAGUGGUGUUGGAGGCUAUGGCAGCACAUGGUGUUGGCACUCUAAUAUAUUCAAGUACAUGUGCAACAUACGGGGAGCCUGAAAAGAUGCCUAUUACAGAAGAAACCCCUCAGGUUCCUAUUAAUCCAUAUGGGAAAGCUAAGAAGAUGGCUGAAGAUAUUAUUCUGGAUUUCCAUACAAACUCGAACAUGGCUGUUAUGAUUUUGAGAUACUUCAAUGUAAUUGGUUCAGACCCAGAGGGAAGACUUGGAGAAGCUCCAAGACCAGAACUACGUGAGCACGGACGAAUAUCAGGUGCUUGCUUUGAUGCAGCUCGAGGAAUCAUUCCCGGCCUUAAGGUUAGAGGAACAGAUUAUAAAACUGCAGACGGAACUUGCAUACGUGACUACAUUGAUGUUACUGAUCUUGUUGAUGCUCAUGUUAAAGCCCUUGAGAAAGCAAUGCCUGGAAAAGUUGGAAUCUACAAUGUUGGAACUGGAAGAGGUAGAUCUGUAAAGGAGUUUGUUGAGGCUUGUAAAAAGGCGACUGGGGUAACUAUCAAAGUUGACUUUCUUGAUCGCCGGCCUGGUGACUAUGCUGAAGUGUUAGCCGACCCCACAAAAAUCUUGCGUGAGCUUAACUGGACCGCUCAAUACACUAACCUCCAAGAAAGUCUGCAGGUGGCUUGGAGAUGGCAAAAGUCUCAUCUUAAUGGUUACAAUUCAUAAACCCACAGUACAGUUAUAGUGGAAGAUUAGUUGGAUACCCACCCAGUGUAUGAUUUUGCCCAGUUCUAAAUUACUUAUGGUAGAGGGGUUUUGACAUGCUCACAUAUUUAUUAAAGUAUGUUACGUUGUUAUACAGGUAGUGUUUUAGGAAGUAGCCUUCGAUUAUGAUAAUGUAACACCCUAUUUAAAUAAUAAUGCCAGUUUGGUAUGAUUAAUUUA
Molecule: messenger RNA, 1719 nt
Organism: Daucus carota subsp. sativus
Lineage: Eukaryota; Viridiplantae; Streptophyta; Magnoliopsida; Apiales; Apiaceae
Product: UDP-arabinose 4-epimerase 1
Exons: 11
Coding region: 265-1500 (411 amino acids)
Biological process (GO): beta-D-galactose catabolic process via UDP-galactose, Leloir pathway
Cellular component (GO): cytosol
Molecular function (GO): UDP-glucose 4-epimerase activity
Source: RefSeq, a predicted model, not a curated record